Messenger RNA from Dichotomopilus funicola, 969 nucleotides. RefSeq lists its product as uncharacterized. The transcript has a single exon. The record is from RefSeq and is a predicted model, not a curated record. Gene Ontology annotation, molecular function: protein binding. Lineage: Eukaryota; Fungi; Ascomycota; Sordariomycetes; Sordariales; Chaetomiaceae. The coding region runs from base 1 to 969 and encodes 322 amino acids.
AUGGUCGAAGUCCUUUACAACGGCCCGCCGUCCAUGGAGGGGUCAAGAUCUCCAUUCACCAGAGAGGAGCAUAAGAUGCAGCAGAAUGGCCUCGCCAACAGCGGCAAACGCGCACCGCGCCGGUCCCAGACGCAGCACGAGUACUUUCUCCCUCAGCCCCCCUCCUCGGCCUUCACCCUUUACCCUACACCACUACCCUCGCCACCCCUCGAGGAACCGCCAAAGUUGCCGACCGAGCCUGCGCCACAGCCUCCGCCGACCCAGUCGACUCAGCAACCACCACCGUCGGGGCGCCGUCCGCCCCUAGGGCCUCCGCGACGAUCGUACUCGGUGACAGACCAGCAACCGAUCCCACGCCGGCACAAGCCGGCCGUGCGCCUAGCGUUCGCAGACCUGCCCGGCGAGCUGCACUUUGCGGUGUUUGACUUCCUCGACCCCAUUGACAGCACAUGCCUUGGCCUGACCAACAAGCACUUUUAUGCUAUCCACCGUCGGCUGCACGGUUCUGUCCCCCUAACGAUCCGCCGGGGCGGCCCCAACGAGCUGGAGUGGGCGUGGCAUCAAGCGGGCAAUGUCGUCCGGCAAAACCCGCCGGUUGUCCCCGUGCCCGUCCCCGAUCCUAAAAUCGAUGCGGCAGCCAUCACCCCGACGUCGCCGACCUCCUCAGAGGGCGGCUCCUUCAAGGGUACCGGCGAGAAGAACGCCAACAUGCUGUCCAACCUGCGGGUGCGUGGUCAAGGAUACUGCCGUAUGUGUGGUGUCACGCGGUGCCAGCUGCAUAAGCAUAUUCAGGAAUGGAUGGGGGAAGGGCUGGAGUAUUGCUCAGUACGGCAGAAGUUUGGGCCAGUAGCCCCAGAGGGGUCCAAGUCGUAUUGUUAUAUGAGUAAACCGGGAGAUCAGAGACGGUGUGGGCGACAUUCUGCCAAGAAGAAGACCGUGGAGGUAAAGGAUGAAGUGAAGCACCAGUGA